CUUUGCCGGUGCGGCUCCUUGACUUGAUGGGAGGAGGGUAGGUGGGUGUAAAUGGAGGUUACCCAACCAGAACGUCUCCCUGCUCACCGCAUGCUCGAUUGUCAUCCCUUCCCCUCCUCCGGCGUGGACAUCCUACCCACCACAAAGGAGACGGUAUAUCAGGCUGGGGGUAGCUACUCCUGGAGUGAUGGAUUGAGGACGCCAAGAGUGUCAGCCUAUUGUUUCUCAGCUCCUACCGAGCACGGGGGAGCCGACGGAUGGACCCGGCGAUCAGAUUCAAGGGACGCGGAUUCCCACAAUAAGGAAGUCAGCAAACCCCUGGACAACCCUUCCUUUCCCUUGUUGUCCUGCUUUGCAACGCCGGCCGGGACCCCCAGGCGAGACAUUUCCCUCCUGCCGUAGAAGCUGGGCUUCUACGUUUUGGCUACCGUUUUAUUUGGCAUCGGGGAUGUGGUCCUUAUUUCCAGGGAUGAACCUAGCAGCGGAUUCUUGAUUUAAAAGGAAAAACAAGUAAAGCAAAAAAAAAUAAAAAUAAAUAACAAAUAAAAAUGCAAGUUUGAAGCUGGAAGAAAGAAACCCCCCUCAAGGGGAAAAAAAAAGAGGGUAAGGAAGAUACGGAACAAUAUUUGCAAUUUAACAGGAUAAUCUGACCGUGCGAUAUUUCGCAGAACAAAAACACAAAACAAAACCGACAGCUUUGGAAAACAAAGCCUGCUUUUCGAUAAUAAAAUCAAUUCAUCCCUUCUGAACUAAGGACAAUGGAGGCAGCGGUUUGCUUGCUGCUGAUGGCCACUGUGGGAAUCAACGCUCAGAAGCCCGAAGGCGUCGAAAGCCAUGUCGCGGGAGGGACGCGGGAAUUCAUUUACGGAAACAGAUACAGGCGCUCCAGCGAGGCGCAGGAGAAAUGCACGUACACCUUCAUUGUCCCGCAGCAAAAAGUAACCGGGGCCAUUUGUGUGAACUCCAAGGAACCCGAAGCCGUCCUCCUGGAAAACAGGGUCAACAAGCAAGAGGUGGAGCUCCUCAACCACGAACUCCUGAAGCAGAAGCGGCAGAUAGAGACCCUGCAGCAGCUGGUGGAAGUGGACGGCGGCAUCGUGAACGAAGUCAAGCUGCUGCGGAAGGAAAGCCGCAACAUGAACUCCCGCGUCACCCAGCUGUACAUGCAGCUGCUGCACGAGAUUAUCCGGAAACGGGACAACGCGUUGGAGCUGUCUCAGCUGGAGAACAGGAUCCUGAACCAGACGGCCGACAUGCUGCAGUUGGCCAACAAGUACAAAGACCUAGAGCACAAAUACCAGCACCUGGUCACCAUCGCCAAUAAUCAAUCGACGGUGAUCGCCCAGCUGGAAGAGCACUGCCAAAGGACGCCGGCCAUCAAGACGGUCCUGCCACCGCCGCAGCCCCCGAACCGCGUCUACCAGCCGCCCACGUACAACCGCAUCACCAACCAAAUCUCCACCAACGAAAUUCAGAGCGACCAGAACUUAAAGGCUUUGCCGCCGACUCUCCCAACUAUGCCAUCCGUCACCAGCGUCCCGACUUCGACCGACAAGCCCUCAGGUCCAUGGCGAGACUGUUUACAAGCUUUAGAAGAUGGCCACGGGACCAGCUCCAUAUAUCUCGUCAAACCGGAAAACGCCAACCGACUGAUGCAAGUCUGGUGCGAUCAGCGGCAAGAUCCCGGCGGAUGGACAGUAAUUCAGAGGCGCUUGGAUGGCUCGGUUAAUUUCUUCAGGAACUGGGAAACGUAUAAGCAAGGGUUUGGUAACAUCGAUGGAGAGUAUUGGCUGGGACUGGAAAACAUUUACUGGUUGACGAACCAAGGCAAUUACAAGUUGUUGGUAACCAUGGAGGACUGGUCGGGACGCAAAGUUUUCGCGGAAUACGCCAGCUUCCGUCUGGAGCCGGAAAGUGAAUUCUACAGGUUGCGAGUGGGACGCUACAACGGCAAUGCGGGAGAUUCCUUUACGUGGCACAACGGAAAACAGUUCACCACACUGGAUAGAGACCAUGAUGUAUACACAGGCAACUGCGCCCACUAUCAGAAAGGGGGCUGGUGGUACAACGCGUGCGCGCACUCCAACCUCAACGGCGUCUGGUACCGAGGGGGCCACUACCGGAGUCGUUAUCAAGAUGGAGUCUACUGGGCAGAAUUCCGGGGAGGAUCGUAUUCCCUGAAAAAAGUGGUGAUGAUGAUUAGGCCGAAUCCUAACACGUUCCACUGAAGGGAGACAGCGUCCACUUCCAGAGGGGCCAAGGGUUUACCCGCGUUUCCCGGAACCCAUCUUCUCGGCGACAAAGAAUGUAAAAUAAUCUUGUAACACACUGACUCGCUCGACAAGGAGACCUGGACAUUGGACUGUUCCAGAAUCGAUCUAGAACCAAAUCAAGCAGCUUUUUUUGAGGGGUGGGGACAAUGCUCUUUGUCUGGAAAACAAGGAACCAAGCAAUCACUUUCAGAUGGCACGGACCGUAGCUAAACGGAGAUCCUCGGAAGGCUGCCACACCAUCUAGAUGCUUCCUAUGUUAGAUAUACUCUCAAAUCCUGCACAUAUUCGAAACUGUACAGUAUAAUAAUAGAUCCAUUUGACACAGGGAAUUAUAUCCUUCGAAGUUCUGUAGCCAGCAUGGUAUCUUGUUGUUGUUAGUCAUGAAGUCAUGUCCGACCCAUCGUGAUCCCAUGGACCACGUUCCUCCGGGCCUUCCUGUCCUCUACCAUCCCCCCCGGAGUCCCUUUAAGCUCACAUCGACUGCUUCAGUGACUCCGUCCAGCCACCUCGUUCUCUGCCGUCCCCGUCUUCUUUUUGCCCUCAAUCUUUCCCAGCAUUAGGCUCUUCUCCAGGGAGUCCUUCCAGGAGUGAAAUUCAGCAGGUUCUGGAGAACUAGUAGUAGAAAUUUUCAGUAGUUCAGAGAACCGGCAAGUACCACCUCUGGCUGGCUCCAGAGUGGGGUGGGAAUGGAGAUUUUGCAAUAUCAUUCCCCCAGGAGUAGGGAGGGAAUGGGGAUUUUGCAGUAUCCUUCCCCCAGGAGUUGGGAGGGAAUGGGGAUUUUGCAGUAUCCUUCCCCUGGAGUGGAGUGAGAAUGCAGAUUUUGCAAUAUCCUUCCCCUGGAGUGGGGACGGAAUGGGGAUUUUGAAUUAUUCUUCCCCUGGAGUAGGGAGGGAAUGGGGAUUUUGCAGUAUCCUUCCCCUGGAAUGGGGUGGGAAUGGAGAUUUUGCAGUAUCCUUCCCCCAGGAGUGGGGUGGGAAUGGAGAUUUUGCAGUAUCCUUCCCCUGCCACGCCCACCAAGCCACGCCCACAGAACUGGCAGUAAAAAAAUUUGAAUUCCACCACUGAUUGCUCUUCCUUCUCAUCAGGUGGCGAAAGUAUUUGCGUUUCAUGGGUAUCUUAGGCUGUCAAAAAAGAGGACGGUUCUUAAUUUAUGAUCCGUUGCAGGGCCUCCGUGCCUUGUCCACCAACUGUGUCUUGCCCAAACGGAAUUCCAGGUUUGGAAUUCUUGCAACCCUGCUUGGAUGCCGGGCAAGGUUGCGACUCCACCAAUUAACUAUUUCGAGCGGUUUAUACAAACAAUUCCAGAAUUUCUCUUCUCUCUUCCUCUCGAAUGCAUCGACUGUUCUCCAAACGUUGACGAAACUCAUACUGUACUUUCUUUUUAUUUUUUCAAUGUUCUCAGCAGUAUCAAUGCAUGUUUUGUUUUGUUUUUAGACUUUUGGGCAUAACUUAGGUCGGUGUUGGCGAACCACCGAGUGACGAAACGGGAGUGAGCGUGCAGCUCCCCGGCGCGCACACACAAGAGUGCCAGAAACCGGAAGAGCAGUUCCCUGGUUUCCGGCAUGGCUGGUCACCUGGUCUUCGGUUUCUAGCGUGCAUGCACGCACGAAGAACAGCUGGCCAGCACGCAUACGUGCACUGGAACCAGAAGCUCAGCUUCCCAGCUCGCGCAUGUGUGCCAGGGAGCUGCUCUCUGGUUUCCGGCAUGCCCACACAUGCAAAGAUCAGCUGGACGGUGCACAUGUGCGCACUGGAACUCGGAAGAGCAACGGGCGACAGCUGGCGUGCCCAGAGAGAUGGCUCUGGGUGCCACUACCAGCACGAAUGCCAUAGGUUCGCCAUCAUGGACUUCGGUCCUGCUUUAUCAUCUGCAGAAAUGUUUUGAAAAUAUAAAUGACAAUUCCGGCUUCCCAAGCUACCGUAUUUUUCUGAGUAUAAGACACACCUUUUCCCCCCCUAAAAAGGGGUGAAAAUUUAGGUGCGUCUUAUACACCGAAUGUAGCCCCGCCUACCCACUGACCCCCCCCCCUUUGGCCUCUGCCUCCCAGCAGUUAGCUCUUUGCAAGCAAACAGCAAGAAAAAACAGCUCCUUUCAGCGUCAGCAGAGCCUAAUUAGCACAAGUUGAUUCGAUAGGCCUCCCGACUCUCAGCUGAUUUGUUCUCAGCUGUUUUGCGCAGGGCUCUGCUUUGCAGAGGUAAAUUGCUGGAGCAGAUUUUUUUUUCCCCUUGUGCUAAUCAAGCUAUGCUGAAAACGAAAAUGAAAGUAAAGCAGGCUGUUUGCUAUUGGCUGCAAGAGGCAAAAUUGCUCAGAGGCAGAUUUCUUUUUCUUCUUUUCCUCACCAAAAAAGGUAGGUGCGUCUUAUACUCCAGUGCGUCUUAUACAAAUACUGUAAGUUAUGCUUGAAAACUUUCCUUUCUCUAAUAAAAACAACAGUCAUGCAACUUACAGAAUUACCUGGACAAGGGAAUAAAAACUUGGGAGGGUGGGUAAAAGAAGAUUCUGGAAUCGUUAAAAACGAAAGGAAAAGGGGUAAAAGUUUAAUGCUUCCUUAAAUUGAAGGCAAAUAAUCGCUAUUGGAACAGAACCCAUUUAAUUAGCCAUUAGACUGUAACUCUUUGGGGAGAGAAAUGAUACAUAGCACCAUUUGCUGUAUGGCCAAAAUACACAUAUUAAAAGGAGAAUUACGCAAACUUAUCUAUAAUGCCCAUUGUAGACACUUGAACUUCUGAAUUCUACUACUCUGCUGGGGUAAACAACCAAAAUGGAUUAUUUUAAGACAUUGCUUCCCAGAACAGUGGGAACCUUAAAGUUUUCAAACUGUUAUUACCUCAUUAUUUCAUUCCUGAUGGACAAUGUGCGCUAACAUUUUGGAAUGAGGUAGCAUGCCUUGUACACAUAAUGAAAGUAGGGAGUUUAAUAUAUGGUCAGAUUACCUUGUAAUGCUGCAAUAAAAGCAACAAAUGUUACUUGGAUACAA
Pantherophis guttatus is the source of this 5251-nucleotide messenger RNA. RefSeq names its product angiopoietin like 2 (gene ANGPTL2). The record is from RefSeq and is a predicted model, not a curated record. Lineage: Eukaryota; Metazoa; Chordata; Lepidosauria; Squamata; Colubridae. Gene Ontology annotation, biological process: blood coagulation.